AUGUCGCGCUCCAGCAGGUCCUCACUCUCACGAUCGUCGUCCUAUUCAGAUGACAUCGACGCUAUCACGCCGUGCCCCCCACGCGCAUGUGCCCCCACGUCCGAACCAGAACCAGAGUCCACCACUACGUCAAAUUUCCCCAGCGUUCUCGAGUGCGGCACACGCCAGUCGCGAUCUCCCUCACCUAGUUCGUCCGUCUCAUCCACUACUGAGUCGCAAAUGUCCGAAGAAUUCAAUGAGCGGAGGAGAGAUUCACUGAGACUUCUCGAGGACGGUACGGAUGGCGAUACGGAGAGACUUUGGCGGCGCAUGCUUGCGCUGCAGCAGAUUUUCGGGUGCUAUAAGUCGGCGAGGAUGAGCGCCGCGCUCGAGUCUGGCGAUGCCAGAUUACUACUACCCUCAAAAGCAUGUUUGAAUUUGCUCAACGACAACAUUGGCAUGCUGCCAAGUGACGCCGAGGAUGUCAUUAAGAAAUGUCAAUUACGGAUAGGUUACUAG
Pseudomassariella vexata is the source of this 498-nucleotide messenger RNA. RefSeq lists its product as uncharacterized. Bases 1 to 498 code for a protein of 165 amino acids. NCBI's taxonomy places the organism in Eukaryota, Fungi, Ascomycota, Sordariomycetes, Amphisphaeriales, Pseudomassariaceae. The record is from RefSeq and is a predicted model, not a curated record. The transcript has 2 exons.